AUGGAAGAUUGUCAUCCUCUCUUGAGAGGAGGUAGAAGAAAGGAAAACAGUUAUAGCCAUGGAUUAUCAACCACUCAGAUGCAUGUUUUGGCUUCCAUUUGUGACACCCUGUUUCCUUCUAUCCUAUUGAAGAAUGAAAAUCAAACACUCUCGUCCUUUUACACAACUUCUGGCUCUCAAUUCCCAUUUCCUGAUGAGGGUGCAGAGCUAUUGAUGUUGUUCAAGAGGAGUAUACCAGAAGCAUUGCCUUUGGUGAAGUGGAUUCUACGGAUUCUGUCAUUCAGAUUAGGGACACUGUUGUUCUGUGGAACUUAUUGCUUGCAAUGGAAGUGGCCUUUUGUUCUUAAAUUCUCUGAGAUUUCAGUGGAAAAGAGACAACAGAUUCUGAAGAAUUGGUCUAAUGAGAAACGUUGGUGGAUGCCUCUGAGGGAUGUGUUUGUGUUGUUGAAACUUACUUUCUUCUAUACUUUGUUCUCAAGGACGGAUGAAAAUGGACAUAAUUCAAUGUGGAAGGCAAUAGGGUACAAGGUGGACACCAGGGAAAAGGUGAAACUGAAGAAAAGGCCUCUCCAAGAAGGACUAAUAGAGACUACGCACGAAACCGAUUCUACAUUAAUCCAAUCUCUGAAUGAAAAAGGCCUUGAAGUCACUGAAGAUGAAGGGCAGAACAUGUACAAGAUCAAAUGUGAUGUUGUCAUUGUUGGUUCUGGUUGCGGUGGAGGAGUUGCGGCUGCAAUUCUUGCAAAAUCAGGUCAUAAAGUGAUCGUCCUAGAAAAAGGAGAAUAUUUUGUUUCUCAAGAUUAUUCUUCCUUGGAAAAUUCAUCGAUGAGCGAGCUAUACGAAUCAAGUGGCAUCAUGCCAACAGUUGACGGUAAAACGAUGAUCUUGGCUGGCUCAACUGUAGGUGGAGGUUCAGCUAUAAACUGGGCUGCAUGUGUAAGGACCCCGGAUUCUGUCAUGAAGGAAUGGUCUGAAAAAUAUAAAUUACCACUUUUUACUAGCUCCGAUUAUCGAUCUGCUAUGGAUUCAGUAUGCAGAAGGAUCGGUGUCACAGAUAAAUGCAACCAGGAAAGCUUUCAAAAUCAAGUUCUUCGAAAAGGGUGUGAGAGUAUUGGUUUAAAAGUUGAGUCAGUUUCUGUGAAUGCUUCAGAAGAUCAUUAUUGCGGUUCGUGCUGUUACGGUUGUAGAACCGGAGAUAAAAAGGGAACCGACUCUACUUGGUUGGUUGAUGCUGUAGAAAACGGCGCAGUUAUCCUCACUGGAUGUAAAGCUGAGAAAUUUAUUCUGGAAGAUGGAAAAAAUGGAACAAAGAGAAAGAAUUGCUCAGGAGUGAUUGCUUCUGCAAGUUGGAAGAGUAAGAUAACAAAAAAACUCCAAAUAGAAUCCAAAGUAACUAUUUCAUCAUGUGGAUCACUACUUACACCUCCUCUAAUGAUUUCUAGCGGACUACGAAAUCCGAACAUCGGAAGCAAUCUUCAUCUCCACCCUGUUCAGUUUGUCUGGGGCUAUUUCCCUGAAGACAUGACAAACUUGAGUGGUAAUAACUAUGAAGGGGGAAUCAUAACUUCUAUACACAAAGUACUUGCUGAGGACUCCACACCGAAAAUCAUCAUAGAAGCACCUGCUAUAGGACCUGGAGUAUUUUCAGCAUUGGUUCCAUGGGUGUCGGGACUCGAUCUGAAAGAUAGAAUGGCGAAGUAUGCAAGAACUGCUAACCUUUUUGCAUUGGUUAGAGACAAAGGAUCAGGAAAAGUAAAAGGCGAAGGAAGAGUUUCUUAUAGACUUGAUCAAAUGGACAAGGAAAAUCUUAAAAUUGGAAUGAGGAAGUGUUUAAGGAUUUUGGUAGCGGCAGGAGCUGUAGAAGUUGGAACUCAUAGGAGUGAUGGACAAAGAAUCAAAUGUAGAGGGAUCAAAGAAGAAGAUUUUGAGGAGUUUCUGGACUCUGUCGCGGUUGUCGGGGGUCCGCGGUCGAGAGGUGAGUUUUGGACAAUGUUUAGUUCUGCACAUCAAAUGGGAAGUUGUAGAAUGGGUGGUAAUGAAAAAGAGGGUGCAGUUGAUGAGAAUGGAGAAUGCUGGGAAGCAAAAGGGUUGUAUGUGUGUGAUGGAAGUGUUUUACCUAGUGCUGUUGGUGUUAACCCUAUGAUAACCAUUCAAUCUACAGCGUAUUGUAUUGCUAGUAAAAUUGCAGAAUCACUUAAGAAAAAUUAG
Molecule: messenger RNA, 2208 nt
Organism: Lathyrus sativus (Indian pea)
Lineage: Eukaryota; Viridiplantae; Streptophyta; Magnoliopsida; Fabales; Fabaceae
Source: the annotation of a GenBank genome assembly